GAACUUCAGUUUGAAAUGUCUCUUUACGUUCAGAGCAUCCUCUCUUUCUUGUUCGCCAUUUCGGUGGCUAGCAAUGUUCAAGAUGAAUCUAUUGCAAAAAUGGCCAUUGAUGUACUUUCUUCAGAGCAUCAGCAACAAUUUGCAGUCACAAAUGACAUCAAGGAGUGGACAAUUGAUUGGCAUUCGGAUUUUGAAGAAGUCCGAUCUUCUUUGAUGGUCCCUGGCUCACAAGUCGACGCCAAGCAACUUCUUGAAGACAUCCUUUGUGACAAUGGACACGAUGAGGAAUCUGACAUGGGCGAUGAAUGGACCCGUGUGGAUCCAAUGGGAAGAUGCGGAUGCUGUGGAGCGAUGAAAUCUCUAACAUCUACGUAUCCAUCGCCGAUGAUGAUGUCAAUGUACUCCCCGAUGAGAUAUCCAUCUUUCGCAAACAACCUCCAACCUCAAUUGCAAACAUACAAUGGUUUGGUACAGACAGUUUGCGAUCGUAUGGUGGUUGAUUUCAAAAUGUCGGGACUUGAUCCUAUGCCAAUGUUGCUGCGAAGACGAUCAGUGAGAGAAAAAGCAAUCUUGACACUGUCUCGUUUUCAUGCAGCACGAUCGAUGAGAUCGAAUUCCAGUGAUCAGGGAGAAAGGAAUGGAAGAGAUCACGAAGGCCUGGAAUCAUCUCAAUGGGAGGUAGCACCGGUUCACGUAUUCUGCAGUCUGACCGGCCUUAGUACCCUCCGUCGCACUGGUGAUGUGCAAGCCAUGGCUCUUUCUAACGGACGAAAAAUGUUAAAAGUAAAUCUGGUAGCUGGGCCACUGAAACUUGAAUUACCAUCAGGUGCAACUGCUACUGGUAUGGCUCCUCCAGCUGAAAACCCCUCUAACGAAUCCGAUUUAUCCCAAGACCACACGUCCGAUCAAACCAUCACAGUAGAAGAAGUCAAUGCCGAAAUGCAUCUUAUGCUUCACCCUCGGGCUGGAAUUUUGCUUCACAGUUUCCAAUUCUCUAAACCAACCAAAUUCAGCAACGAAGCCGGAUCGGUUCCUCUGCAACGGAUCCCUUUACAUGCUACAGCGAUUCCCAUCAUCGAUAGCUUGAAUGAGGCAGCAGUUGCACAACAGCUGCGCCGUUCGAUCCGUCGUACACUACGCAACUCAUAAAACCAUUCUAUAAUAUACGAAAUGACUGCAAAGUGUAGAUUAUUUCAAUACAGUCAAAAUCGAUACAAAUUUGGUGUAACUAGAUCUAGUUACAUGAGCUGGUAACUAGACCCGUCACCUUCAACACAUUUUCGAGUUACAAAUAAAACACAUGUUCCGCUGAAA
Daphnia carinata is the source of this 1314-nucleotide messenger RNA. RefSeq lists its product as uncharacterized. Lineage: Eukaryota; Metazoa; Arthropoda; Branchiopoda; Diplostraca; Daphniidae. Bases 16 to 1149 code for a protein of 377 amino acids. The record is from RefSeq and is a predicted model, not a curated record. The transcript has 5 exons.